Messenger RNA from Eleginops maclovinus (Patagonian blennie), 3205 nucleotides. It is a transcript of the gene c1galt1a, whose product is annotated as core 1 synthase, glycoprotein-N-acetylgalactosamine 3-beta-galactosyltransferase 1a. The transcript is spliced from 4 exons. Lineage: Eukaryota; Metazoa; Chordata; Actinopteri; Perciformes; Eleginopidae. The coding region runs from base 1387 to 2367 and encodes 326 amino acids. Gene Ontology annotation, molecular function: N-acetylgalactosaminide beta-1,3-galactosyltransferase activity. The record is from RefSeq and is a predicted model, not a curated record. Gene Ontology annotation, cellular component: membrane.
AUGUAGUGUCUCUACUUUAAAGAGUCCUCUCCUGCUGAUGUUCAGGUGUAUAUCAGUAUGUAGAGUCUCUACUUUAAAGAGUCCUCUCCUGCUGCUGUGCUAUAUUGUCAUGCUGUCAAGGGAGCAUUAAGCUUAUCUCGGAGGAAUUCUCAACUCACCUGACAGGUAUUACCAACACGUUUGCAAAGGCUGCACUAUAAUAUAAUACAAUUAUAAUAUCACUAGUGCGUAAUUUAAUAAGAUUUCAUGUUUAAUGUCAGCAUGCCAUCCGAGCCCAUACAAGAAAAUAACUGCUGAAAAAUAUGUGAAAGAAAAAGUCAUAUCUGGAGUGAUGCUUUGUUUUCACUUGAAACUCCAAGGAAAACCUGUCUGAUCAGUGAAGCUCGUAUCACCCCACCCUGCAGGGAGAGGCAUGAGCUUCAGUAAAAUGGGUCGACGUGCCAAACUGAGAAUCCUGUCAUGUUUAAACAAUGAAAUCAUGCCCUGAUGACUUACUUUUGUAGAUCACCUAGAAGUUAAUUAAAGAACUCUUGGACCAAUUUUUGGAUUAUUGCAGAAAAUAAUCCCUGUGUCAAACAAACAUUUAUGAUUUAGGAACUACAGCACGGUCACAUGACUUCACGUCACCACCGCUAAGCUAAAGGAGGCUAAUGUUGGGCUAUAAAGGAACUACAGCACGGUCACAUGACUUCACGUCUCCACCGCUAAGCUAAAGGCGGCUAAUGUUGGGCUAUAAAGGAACUACAGCACGGUCACAUGACUUCACGUCUCCACCGCUAAGCUAAAGGCGGCUAAUGUUGGGCUAUAAAGGAACUACAGCACGGUCACAUGACUUGACCUUGGCUGUUGCAUGCCUGUGACAAACCUUCAUGAACUCUGAUCCUUCUGCAGCAUGCAAGCCAGCUGUUACUACCCACAAUCCUUUGCACGGGGGAUUUAUGAACAAUGAGGUAUACUUUAUGGAAGUGGUAGUAGGUAUGUACUCUGUAAAAGCUGCAGUACUUUGUGCUACAAGUAUGCGAUUUGAAAGGCAGCAAAUUAUCUUUUGUUGAUGCUUUCCUGUUGCACCUGUGGCCUCCCUCCUCCUCCUCCUCCGCCUCUUCCUCCUCCUCCUCCAUUGUUUGUGCUUGUCUGUAGGUGACGUUGACUGACAGGAUUGUGUCUCUGACGAACCUGAAUGCGACUCCAUGGAGACAGCCGUCAGAGAGCAGGUACUCUGAUUGUGUCUCUGUCACUCUGAGGACAAACAAAAAUGCCUUUUGGGAUUAAUCUUUAACCAGGUAAAGUGGCAAAUAUUUAAGCUGUUGUGCUUGGAUCUACUUUCCUCUGGUUUGACUUUUUCUAAGAGGUAAUGCACCCUCAAACCUGUUAAUGUAAACCGGGAGAAUGAGAAACCUCUGGUCUAAUUUCAUCUUCACCUGCGGACUGUUGAUGGGAUUUUUCUCCCUUCAGUUUCUGCUGGACUCAAGUUAUUUAAAAGAGAGAGGCGUACAUUUCGUCCAGCACCAUGACCACGCAGUUAAGAACCAAACCCCAGUGGCUAAACCCAUUCGGAUCUUGUGCUGGGUCAUGACGAUGCCCACCCACUUGGAAUCCCGAGUGCAGCACGUCAGGGCGACCUGGGCGAGGCACUGCGACCGAGUGCUGUACAUGAGCUCCCAGACCACCGACUUCCCCACCGUGGGGCUGAACGUGAGCGAGGGGAGGGAAAACCUGUACUGGAAAACCAUCCGAGCCUUUCAGUACAUCCACCGGCACCACCUGGAUGACGCGGACUGGUACUUGAAGGCGGAUGAUGACACGUUCGUGGUGACGGAUAACCUGCGCCGCACCUUGUCCAAGUUCGAUACGGAGAAGCCGUGGUAUUUGGGACGGCGGUUUCACCCGUUCCUCAAGAAAGGCUACAUGAGCGGAGGAGCCGGCUAUGUCCUCAGUAAGGAAGCGCUGAGGAGGUUCAUCACGGGGUUCCAGACGGGGAAAUGCACCCACUUCUCUGAGAUAGAGGACAUGGCUUUGGGGAAAUGCAUGGAGACGAUGAAGGUGGAGCUGGCAGACACCAGAGAUGAGAAGGGAAGACAGACGUUUCAUCCUUUCCCUCCAAACCAUUACCUGAUCAGGACUCCACCGAGACGACGGCCCUGGUUUUUGAUUUACGACUACUAUACUCCAAUAGAGGGGCCGGGUUGCUGCUCAGACUUUGCCGUGUCCUUUCACUACAUCCGCCCUGAACAGAUGUAUGCCUUGGAGUAUCUGACGCACCAUCUGCGAGCAUACGGAUACAAACACAGAUUUAACCCUGACGAAAACACGGACUCAAACACCACAACUAAGCCACCCCUCCCCCCCCCCCAAAGAAGGAUGAGAUGACGGGAGGUGUAGUUGUUUCUAACUAAAAAAGUUCUUAUUUUAACCGUGAAAGCUGUUGAUGCUGUAUGUUUGAAGUGUGUGUAGGAUUCGAGACACAGUAGGAUCAGCAGGACUGAGAUCUACAGGAGCCAGAAGGGUUGUGUGGUUCAAACUGGGUGGUGCUGCUGUACUGGUGAGGGUUAGGGUCCAUAAAGCGACAACAAAAAGGUGCUGGUGUUUGACCCCGGAAGGACAAAGGGUGUUACAAGUCUCAGUUGAAUACUAGAUUCUGAUUGGUCAUCAUGGACAUUCUAAAGGAUGAGGAGGUCACAGCAACCUGCAGAUAGUCCAGGCCCUUUAACCAUGUCAGCUGAGCGUGGAGUACUUAAUUUAACUCUGGAGACCAGUACACUUCUGGAUUCGACUCAAGAACAAGAAAACAGGAAGCAAUAAGAGGGCUAAAACACGGAGACAUCUACAGAAGAAGACAGACAGGAAGUCAACACGACCGGGUGGCCCCAUUCGAAACCCUACCCACUCCCACUCUGUAGUCUCACUCCAGGCUCCCCUCUUCCAGCUGGGGGGGUGUAGAUACAGCGGCAAGCUUUGGAACACACUCCAGUCUCUCCGGCCCAAACAGGAACCACCUUAACUUUUCCUAACAGCGGUUUCAAAUCAGUUUGACUAAAAACAAAAAGUAAUCAACACAAAUAAAACUCCAACUAUCUUUAAUUGCGUUCCUUUCUCGUGAACGUCUUUUUGAAAAUUAAAAUCUGAUGUUUAUAAGCUGUUUGGUUUUUGCAAGUCUUUAAAUCUACAAAAUGUUACAAUAAACACGAGUAUAUGAUCCUGCAAACAA